This is a messenger RNA of Vombatus ursinus (common wombat), 3816 nucleotides long. RefSeq names its product KIAA1211 like (gene CRACDL). The coding region runs from base 220 to 3234 and encodes 1004 amino acids. NCBI's taxonomy places the organism in Eukaryota, Metazoa, Chordata, Mammalia, Diprotodontia, Vombatidae. The record is from RefSeq and is a predicted model, not a curated record. The transcript is spliced from 11 exons.
CCAUACUUCCUCGAGAGUGCUUGCACCCUGUGGGCGAUGCCCGGCCUGGCUGCUGAGCUUUCUGGAGGAGCAACACGGAAGGAGGGCUGUCAGUAAGCAUGGCCUACAGUAUACCAGAAGCCUUCCUUGACUGCUCUGGGGAAAGACAUAGAGAGGUACCCUCUUCUCACUGCGGCUGGUCUCUAGAAGGAUGAAAGAGUUGAAGGCUUGGGCAGGAAGAUGGCCACUUUUUACCAGUGCAUCCGGGCUGACUCCAGGGAACUGGAAAUGAGCUCUACAAGAAUAAUGGAUAUUAAGAUGCGGGAAGCUGCAGAGGGGCUUGGUGAAGAUAGCUCAGGAAAGAAGAAGUCCAAGUUCAAAACUUUAAAAAAAUUCUUUGGGGGGAAGAAGAAGAGAAAAGAGACCUCAACAUCUGCAGGUAGCAGCAGCUGGAAGCCGAGCCAAUCAGAGAGUGAUGUCAUUGCUCCAGCAUCUCUGCCCGUUGGCUACGACUCAGAGGAUGAACUUGAGGAUCACAAGGGUACCUUGGGGAGCCGAGCCCUUUCACACGACAGCAUUUUCAUUCCCGAGACAGGUCAAGACCCCCCCAGGCCAGCUCGGGUGUUUUCUCAGGAAAAUGUUUCUGAGAGGAUCAGAGCUUUACAGAUGAAAAUUCAGUAUAAUGUGAAGCUGGGACCCCCUCCUCCGUGUGGGAUUCCCACAAAACGGGGAGAUGAUGCCGGCAUGAGUUCUGAAGAUGAUGGGUUACCCAGGAGUCCUCCAGAAAUAUCUUUAUUACAUGAUAUAAAUGCCAGCACAGCAACAAAGUUCUCUGACCCUCACAAGCAUCUUAGCUCUUUGAGUUUAGCUGGAACAGGCAGUGAAGAAGAAGAACAGGUCACUUUAGGUUCUUCUUCCAGACCCCUUUCUCCAGACCAGCUAUUCUCUAGACAUGCCAGCGAUACCAUGACGUCUCCACGGACAUCAGACAGUAGUCUCUCACCUCUAGCAGAUUUCGAUUAUCCUCCUGAGUUCUCUUCCUGCCUUGAUAACUCUGCGGCAAAGCACAAACUCCUAGUUAAACCUCGAAACCAGCGGUCCAGCAAAAUGAGAAGGUUGUGUUCGCGUGCACAGUCAGAGUCUCUAAGUGAUCUGACUUGUACCCCAGAGGAAGAGGAAGAGGAUGGGAAACAAAUGAUCAGCAACAACAAAGAUGAGAAUUCCAGUCACAGCCAGGAGGAAAUGAUGGACAAGGAGACUGUAGCAAGUAGCCCGGAGAUUUUGAGACCAGAGAUGCCUGAGGAGCCUUCCCAGAGCCAGGAGGAGCACCAAGAUGAAAAGCCUGGGAUACUCCAGUUUCCUGAUGUAUUUGCCAGUGCAGGGGAGUUGUCAUCCCUAGUAAAUAACCCUGAGACUACAGUGGAAGUCAGUGGCUCAGAGUCAGACCAUUUGCUUUCUUUAGAUCCCCCUUCUCUUCCUGAAAACUCCUCACCUCCUGCUCUAGAUGAAGAAGAAAGCAAAAAAGCAUCUCUCUCAGCACCGUCUUCUCCUACACGGAGCACGUGUGAGGAGUUGGUUUGUUCACUUAGUGAAGUUCAGAAUCAGUCUUCCGACAGCCCUCUAGAUAUGCCCUCUCCAAAGGCUGUUUCCAGCACUACUACAAUUUCAUCCAGUUUAGAUUGUUCAGAAGAAAAUGUACAGGAAUCAAAAGACAGCCUGGAAGUGGCUGAUGAUGGGCAAUCAGUGAAAGAAUCCACAGUGACUGACCUGGGCACCCAGUUACCGAAGAGUUGUUUGAAAAACAAAAACUCUUCAGUUCCCUCAAGUCCCAGUGUUUCUCCCAUUCCUCCAGGUUCUGUGUCACCACAGGUAGGACCUGCCCCCUGGCCCCUGGAGAAAAAGACCACCCCUGAAGAGGUUCUCAAGUCUAAGCAGCAAGGCUGUCCUCCCACAACUCCCAGGGGGGCGCUAUCAGAAGGUAAACUGGAAAGGACAGCCAGCGAAGUGAGGAGCUCAAGAAAGUUCUCUGUGUCUUCCUCCCGGGAGAGACCAAAGGCUAGCAGCCUCUGUCUGAAAGAAUAUUCAGGCAGCGAAACUCCAUCAAACACAAAAUUGUCCUUGCUGAAGAUGAACCUGGCCUCAAGAAAUGAGGUGACCAGGGAUAAUCUUCAGAUGGACGCUGAACACCAGGAAGGGAAAUUGGGCAUUCUAAAACCGGCACUCCCAAUGGAGAGUGACUCUCAGAACUCUGUAGGCAGAGAGGGUGACCACACUGGGCUGAGCUGUACGUCCCCGGCUUCUAAUGCCGUACCACCAAAGGCAGAUCCCUGUCCACAGUUACCGAGUCAGCCUGUCACUGAAGACAAAAACCCCUUUCAAGUCAAACUCCGGUCCACCUCACUGUCUUUCAAAUAUAGAGAUGGGUCUUUCCCAGAAUCAAAAGGCAUGAAGCGAUACAGUGCGGAGAUCAGGAUGGAGAAAGGAGGGUUGACAUUGCUUUCAAAAGAUGAAAAAACUCAAAUCAAAAGACUCUCAGAUAUAAGUGCGACUAGUCCUUUAAAUGAUAAGGUGAAGGGUAAAGCCAAGUCCUCUGAGCAGCUUAAUCACAAGCCUCCAUUACCCAAGAAACCUGUUUUGCAAACUGUAACUACUCCCCACUCACACACACUCCCUCCUGGAAACCUUGAAAAACUGGACAAAGUAAUCAAGUAUCCAGAAUCCAGAGAUGAAACUAAGGCCUUGGAGAAAAAGUUGCCUCUUCACAAAGUAGCUGAGAAAAACAUGCCAUCCCCAGCAUCGGCCACUGGAGCCUCAGAGGGCCACUCACUGCCGCCCUGGAUUACUCUAGCCAGGCAGAAGCGUAGGGGCUCCCGAGAACAACAGCAGAUGAGCAAGGAGGAAAAGCCUGAAACACCAGCCCCAAAGUCAGACACAGAAAGGCCGAGUGGAGACCUGGACAGAAAAGAGGAGCGCAUUAAGCAACAAGCUGACUUUGUCCGUAGCAAAUCUUUCCUGGUGCAGCCAGCUAAAACUGCUAAAGAACAGAAGCCAAGAGCAAAGCUGCACCUCAAAGAAGGACUUCAUCGAGGCAUUUCACUUUCCCAUCAGAACCUGGCUCAGUCUCAGGUGAUGACUGAGAAAGAACUCAACCAGCUAAAGAGGGCCAGUUAUUCCAGUGCAGAUCAGCCAUCCUGGAUGGAACUUGCCAAAAAGAAGUCUCAAGCCUGGAGUGACAUGCCCCAGAUUAUAAAAUAGGGUGAUUCAUAGCUGAUUUUAAAAAAAAUCACUGCUUUGACAAGUUAAUAACCCACUUAAUGAAACUGCUAGUUAGUCAUGGCACAGGAUCUAUGAAACUUGAGAGUGAUUUUAUCAUCAAGUUAUGAGUGGGGGAAAUGUGCAGUAAAAGGGAGGUCAAAGAAACGACUCUAAUCUUGGGCCAGAGUUUACCAAAAACUUUGAAGUGAUAAAUGCUUGGAAUAGCACACCUGGGAAGUCAUCCAGAUACUAUUUCUUAUGGGCCAGUAGGAACAAAUGUGGAUUUUUUUCCCUUAAAUUCCUUUUGUAAUAGAGAUGCUGAUGCUUGAGGGGAGGGCAGCCUGUCUCAAGUGAAAUGUAGGCUAGGAAAUUAGACUUUUUGCAAGGCUGGAAUAGAAAUAGUUUCAUGAAUAUCAUGAAUAUAUCCUUCCAUCUGAGGACAAGCCAUUGCCUUUGGAUACGCCCUGAUCCAUGGGUCACAUCUUCUCUACUCGUGUUUAUGACCAAGACUGACAUUGACUUUGGAACUAAGAGUGUUCUUUUCAAAAGCAAAGGAUGUGAAUUAAUUUAUUUUCAUGAAGA